AUGGUGCCCAUUGGAGCCUCCCCUCUUAAUAAUUCACUCCUAGCUCACUCUCCCCGGCAGAAGCAAAGGCCUCGUAAAUUUGACCUCUCUGCCUCUCUCUUCUCUGAUCUUUGUCGCAAGCUAGAUUGGUCGCUCUCUUUCACCGACCCAGCAAGGCGGCAAUUCUCAGGCAAUAAAUAUGAAAUAUUCUUGAGUUUUAGUAGAGAGGAAGACACUCAAGUAUCUUUGGCUUCUCGUCUCUAUUCAUCCUUAAGGGAAGCAAGAAUUUCUGCUCCUGAUGAUGAUAUCUCAGUUGAACUGUUGCCAAGCAUUAUUGAAAGUUCCGAAAUUUCCAUCAUCAUCUUUUCUAUACAAUAUGUUAGUUCAAGAAGAUGCCUCGAGGAACUCACAAAAGUCAUGGAGUUCCGCAGAACACGAGAUCAUGUUAUUCUUCCCAUAUUUUAUGGUGUGGAUCCGUCUACGCUUCGUAAUCUAGAAUCUGGUCCUGGACAAGAAUUCCGAGAACAUAUAAAAAGAAUUUCACCCGCUGAAAAUGAAGUGUUAAGGUGGAUGACAGCUGUCAGGGAAGCUGGAGGCAAUUAUGGGUUCGUUGUGUCAGAUGAUUUCGACUCCAAGAAUGAAAGUGAGGUUAUUCAGAAUAUUAUCAAGCGUGUUCGUCAUAUAUUGGACACAAAAGACCCGUUUUCCAGAGAUGGCCUGGUUGGGGUGAGUUCACAAGUACAAGAAGUGAUUAAAAUGCUUCAAAAGCAUCAAUCAGAAGAUGUUGUCUCCAUAGGGAUAUGGGGAAUGGGGGGUAGUGGCAAAACAACACUUGCCAGACUCGUUUUUGAGCACAUUCAGUACGAAUUCAAGAGUAGAUGUUUUCUUUCAAAUGUCAGGAAAGAAUGGAAGAGGGAAGGCCAAGCUUAUUUACAGAAAAAACUUCUUUCAGUAAUAUGUGAAGCAACAGAUGUGAAAAUAGAUAGCAUUGAAUCAACAAGCCUCGAGUUGAAGAAAAGACUUUGUCAUAAGAAAGUACUUCUUGUGCUUGAUGAUGUUAUUCACUUGGAGCAGCUACAUGCUUUAUGCGGAAGUAGCGAAUGGUUUGGUGAAGGGAGUAGAAUCAUCAUUACAACUAGAGAUAAACAUCUACUUGAAGCCUUUCAAGAGGACCGUGUAUAUACCAUGAAACUCCUGGGCGAUCAUGAGUCUCUUGACCUUUUCUGUAGAAAAGCAUUUAAACAAGCAAGUCCUGAGGGAAAAUUCAUCGAACUAUCCACAAGAGUGGUUGCUUAUGCUGAGGGACUGCCACUAGCUCUUGAAGUUCUUGGCUCUAUUUUUUAUGGGCAGUCAUGUGGGCUGUGGGAGUCGAUGUUGAUGAAACUAAGCAUAAUUCCCCCUGAUGAUAUAUACCAAAAACUAAAGCCUAGCUUUGACUCUUUGGAUGGUAAUGGAAAAGACAUAUUUCUAAAUUUAGUUUUUUUUUAUAUUGGGGAGAAGAUUGACGAUGCGAUACAAAAUCUGGAAGGCCGUGGUUAUAAUGCUAGAACUGGGAUAAGAGACCUACAGUUUCGAAGCCUUGUAACCAUUGAUGAGGACAGACUUAGAAUGCACAACUCAUUGCAGCUCAUGGGAAGACAAAUAAUAAGUCGAAGUCCGCAAAACGAGCUUCCAAAGCAAGGUGAUAGGUACGAGGUAUUCUUAAGUUUUAGAGGUGAAGACACUCGGGCAACUUUUACUUCACAUCUCUAUAAGGAUCUAGAUAAAGCUGGCAUUAUUGUUUUCAAAGAUGAUAUUGAGCUUCCCAGAGGAAAUCAUAUCAAAACGGAACUACUACAAGCAAUUAGAAGUUCAAAAAUUGCAAUUAUCAUCUUUUCUAAGGAAUACGCUGGAUCUAAAUGGUGUUUGGAGGAAUUGUCAAUAAUCAUGAAGCUUCAUAAAUCAAAUGGUCAGGUGGUUCUGCCUGUGUUUUACCACAUGGAUCCAUCAGAUGUUCGUCAUCAAACUUCAGGUUUUGGAGAAGCAUUUCAAGGUCUUACAGAAAAAAUUUCACCACCAAAAUUUGAGGUUCACAAGUGGGCCACAGCACUUCGUGAGGCUGGGGAAAUUGCAGGGAUUGUCGUACCUGGUUACAGGGACGAGGGUAAAAUUGUGACAGAUCUUGUUGAGGAGGUUUGUUGUCUAUUGAACAAGAAAGACAUGGAUGUCGCUGAGCACCCAGUAGGAGUGGAUGAUCGUGUGCAAGAAGUGAUCACUAUGCUUCAAAACUAUCAAUCUAAAGAUGUUAUCAUGGUAGGGAUAUGGGGAAUGGGAGGUGUGGGCAAAACAACUAUUGCUAAAGCUGUUUAUAAUGCAAUUGGUCAUAAUGAAAUUGGUCGAACUUUUGAGAGUAGGAGUUACCUUUCAAAUAUCAGAAAAUGUUGGGGUCGAGAAGAGGGAAAAGUGAGCUUACAGAAGCAACUUCUUUCUAACAUAUGUAUGCCAACAAAAACAGAGAUAAAUAAUACUGAAUCAGGAAAAAUCAUAUUGAGGGACAGACUUUGCCAUAAAAAAGCACUGGUUGUGCUUGAUGAUGUGGAUAAGCCGGCCCAACUAAAUGAUUUAGUUGGAAGUCCUUGUUGGUUUGGUCGAGGAAGCAUAAUAAUCAUCACAACUAGAAAUCAAUGUCUACUCCGUGAAAGAGACUGUGGUGUUUAUACAAUGAAAAAUUUGGAUGAAGGAGAAUCUAUUGAGCUUUUUAGUUGGUACGCAUUUAAACAAACAAGUCCUAAAAAAGAUUUCAAUGAACUUUCAAGAGACAUAGUUGCAUACUCUGGGGGACUUCCAUUAGCUCUUAAAGUCCUUGGCCGCCUUUUAUUUGGUGGAGAAGCAAAGGAAUGGAAGAGUGUAUUGGAAAAGCUUAAAAAAUCUCCCUUUAAAGAGAUACAGGACGAGCUAAAAACAAGCUUUGAUGGUUUAAGUGAUGACUUUAAUGAGAAAGACAUAUUCCUUGAUAUAUGUUGCUUCUUUAUUGGGAUGGAUAGAAAAGAUGUGACACGGAUAUUAAAAGGUUGUGGAUUUGCUGCUCACAUUGGAAUCAAAACCCUUGAGGAGCAAAGCCUUGUAACCAUCCAAGAGGAGAACAAGCUUGGUAUGCAUGAUUUGCUGCGGGACAUGGGAAGAGGAAUAAUUCGUGAACGGUCUCAAUACCUGGGGAAGAGAAGUCGGUUAUGGUUUCACGAGGAUGCACGAACUGUAUUAUUAAGACAGAAGGGAACAAAGGAUAUUGAAGGACUAUCUAUGAAGUCGUCAAAAGGUGGAGAAGAGCGUUUUGAAACAAAAGCAUUUAAGAAGAUGGAGAAACUUAGAUUACUUCAUCUUGAAAAUAUACAACUUGGAGGAGACUACAAGUACAUCAAUGGAGCUCUUAGAUGGCUUUGCUGGCAUGGCUUUCCUGUAGAGCACAUUCCUAAAAAAUUUUAUCAGGAGAAAUUAGUUGUUAUGGAAUUAAAAUACAGCAACCUUAGACAAGUGUGGAGACAACCCCAGUUAUUGGUGAAGCUAAAAAUCCUCAACCUCAGCCACUCUCAUUACUUGGCGGACACUCCUGAUUUUUCAAAACUACCAAAUCUUAAAAAGUUGAUCUUCAAAGAUUGUCCAAAUUUGUCCAAGAUAGAUGAUUCUAUUGAGCUUCUUGAUAAACUUCUUCUACUAGAUUUGGAGGAUUGUAUUGGCCUUCGUAGUCUCACAAGUAUGAUUUAUAGAUUAAAAAGCUUAAAAACUCUCAUUCUUUCUGGUUGUAUUAAUAUUGAAAACCUUGAGGAGAUCAAAGAGCAAAUGAAACAUUUGACAACUCUACUUCUUCCUACAAGAAUUCUUCCGGAAGAUGGAUUGGAGAUUCCUGAUUCGUUCUGUGCCACAAAUUGUAUGGAUAUCUCAACUCUUAAAAACUCCUUGGCACAUCAUGUCAUUCAAAUUGGAAACAAUUCUCAAGUCUUUUGUUCACUUUCAAAGAGUGUUUUACAGGGAUUGAAUUUUACAAAGUAUGGUGAUGGCUGUAUUCUCCCUGAUGACAAUGAUCCCUAUUGGCGAACAUUCAAAGGUGAAGGAGAUUUUAUGGAGCUUUCCACAUCUGAAGCUACAAAUUUAAUUGGCACUGAACACAAACGGGAGGAGGAAGAAGAGGAGGCACAUCAAUCCGUUAGACCUAGAAAAGCAAAGAAGAUGUGA
This is a messenger RNA of Neltuma alba, 4188 nucleotides long. RefSeq names its product TMV resistance protein N-like. Gene Ontology annotation, biological process: defense response; signal transduction. Gene Ontology annotation, molecular function: ADP binding. Lineage: Eukaryota; Viridiplantae; Streptophyta; Magnoliopsida; Fabales; Fabaceae. The record is from RefSeq and is a predicted model, not a curated record. Bases 1 to 4188 code for a protein of 1395 amino acids. The transcript is spliced from 9 exons.